Molecule: messenger RNA, 429 nt
Organism: Saccostrea cuccullata (small rock oyster)
Lineage: Eukaryota; Metazoa; Mollusca; Bivalvia; Ostreida; Ostreidae
Product: vacuolar protein sorting-associated protein 16 homolog
Exons: 4
Coding region: 1-393 (130 amino acids)
Biological process (GO): intracellular protein transport; vacuole fusion, non-autophagic; endosomal transport
Cellular component (GO): cytoplasm; HOPS complex; lysosomal membrane
Molecular function (GO): actin binding
Source: RefSeq, a predicted model, not a curated record
AUGGUCAAAGCUUCUCAGCAAAUUGAAGACCAGAUAAAGUUACUGAAAUAUCAACAGAGAUUGGAGGAGGAAAUGAACAGACCAUUUUUAAAUCUAUCUCUUCAUCAAAUGAUCUACUGUCUGACCAAGGACAACAACCAUAAAGUUGCAGAACAGCUCCGAAAAGAAUUCAAAGUUCCAGAGAGAAGGUUUUGGUGGCUGAAAAUUAAUGCCCUGGGAGAAAGUGGGGAUUGGAUUGAACUUGAGAAAUUUUCUAGAAGCAAGAAAGCACCUGUGGGCAUGGAGGCUUUUGUAGAUGUUUGUUCAAAGUAUGGAAAUGUGAAGGAAGCUCUAAAGUAUUUGGUGAAAGUAUCUCCAGAACAGAAAGUUAAAUGCUUAGUAAAAGUGGGGUAAGUUAAAAGUUACUAAGUAUACACAAAUGUGUACUGG